AUGCCUUCUGAUCUUCUCACAUGCACCAUCUGUGCCAAAAGUCAACGAUUCAGCGAUGUUUCUCACCUUUUAACCCAUAUCGGAUCCAAAGGUCAUCUGGCCAAUUUGCACUCUUUGCAAGUUCUAAGCCACCAAGAACGAGAUGCUGGUCUCAAGUUGUCAAUCUACAAUGCAUGGUUCCAAGAGCAUGGAAUGGCAAGUCUGCUCUCUGAACGCAUGCAACAGAAAGAGGAGAAAAAGGCUACAAAGAAGGCAGUCCAGCAAGCUCGGCUGAGCUCCACUCCAGGCUCGAAUGCUAUGAACCCACAGAAAUCACGAAAGUCACGAAAGACGUUCAAGGCACCAAUUGCUGUUGCAGCAUACGAGCUUCAGCCACUGACGAUCAAGCGGAGCGAGUCGGAAGUUGAACUCAACAGUGCUAGCUUCACUACCCCGAGGCAAAGCAGCUAUCCCGCUCUUGAAUCGAGCCCUCCUAAACGUGAAUCUGAUGCAUUCGAGGUGAACGAGGAUGCCUUGCCUACUCUCAGUGACGAGAACCUCUCUCCAAGCAAAUACUCUCCUGGUGCGCCACAACUUAAGGGUGAAAAAUAUCCGGGCAUGCACUUAUUUGAUGCAGCACCAGAGGCACAGCGGCGAAAGAGGAAUCAGAAGAAGGAUAGCUCCGUCUUGAGGCAGCUUGAACACAACGCUUCUCUCGUCGUGCCUACCGAAGUGGUGCACUCUUCUGCCGGCUUGGGAUAUGUCUUGAAGCGCCGCUCAAUGGACGAUCUGGAAAACGACAGUCCUGUAGAAGGUGAAGAGCCGUUGCCAACCCCUGCUGCUAGAAAGAAGAGAGUCACACGUGCUCCAUGGAUCAAGGAAGAAACCAAACAAGAUGAGAAGAAGAAGAAGAAGCCAAAGAGACGAGGACGUCCUCGAAAACAGCUUGAAACGCCUACCCAAGAUACAAGCUCUGCCGUUGAAGACGAUGCUCAGCUAACGUCUCAUUACUCACCUACUGUGGACGAAGAUCGUGACUUCAAGCCAACUGUACGAAAUGCUGGCAGAAAGAAGAGAAAGAAUGCCUUCAUUGUCUACCAGGACUUAUCACCCUCCUUUGGUGUUGACGGCUCGUCAGAGAUGAUGCCCGCUUACGUCGACGCUGAUAUCGGUCAAACACAAUUGAUGUAUCCUCCUCCGGCUUGGCAGAAACAGCAGAUUGACCUAUACGAUAGCUUCAAGCUAGUCAGUGACCGAUACACAACCUACGCCAAUUCGGCUGAUGCUAGUCGAGACAAAGAGAACAUCAACCCAUUACUGACCAACAUCACUGGUUUUCACCAAGAGCAGAGCAUCAACCCCCUAGCCGUUCACAGCGUCAACCACAAGGACGGACCGAACUCCUCAAUUUUUGGUGGCCGGAUAGAUCAUCACAGAACACAUGGGUCAAUGCUUAGCCACGAUUACCCACCAGCACCUUUGGGUGUACAACAUACAUUUGAGGUGUCGGCUGGUCCAUUUGCUGGCAACGAUGCAUUCAUGUCAACAAGAAACCCUUUGAUGGCAGCCCUUGAAAAGUUCAAUACACCUACAAAGCACGAAGCCUACGGCUACGACGGUUUCCAGAACGAUCUGACUCCACGUUAUCGACAACCACUUUUUGCACCCUAG
This is a messenger RNA of Lithohypha guttulata, 1650 nucleotides long. RefSeq lists its product as uncharacterized. Bases 1 to 1650 code for a protein of 549 amino acids. The transcript is spliced from 2 exons. NCBI's taxonomy places the organism in Eukaryota, Fungi, Ascomycota, Eurotiomycetes, Chaetothyriales, Trichomeriaceae. The record is from RefSeq and is a predicted model, not a curated record.